This is a messenger RNA of Sporisorium graminicola, 555 nucleotides long. RefSeq lists its product as uncharacterized. The record is from RefSeq and is a predicted model, not a curated record. The transcript has 3 exons. Gene Ontology annotation, molecular function: protein heterodimerization activity; DNA binding; structural constituent of chromatin. Gene Ontology annotation, cellular component: nucleosome. The coding region runs from base 1 to 555 and encodes 184 amino acids. NCBI's taxonomy places the organism in Eukaryota, Fungi, Basidiomycota, Ustilaginomycetes, Ustilaginales, Ustilaginaceae.
AUGGCGGCGCGCGCAAGGCCAAGUCUGGCUGACACUUCGUAUCCAGAAUCCACCAUCUACGCAGAGACCUACGAUGAGGGCUCCUACGCAAGCUCCUCGGAAGGCGGCGGAUCCGCCAUGCUUUCGCGCCGAGCGCCAUCGAUCCAGUCAGAAAUGUCGCGAAGGAGGUUCGAGGAGUAUUCGGUGACCGAGCCAAGCAUCAGUCAUGUGGGACAGAAAAAGCGCCACCGACCAGGCACGGUCGCACUGCGAGAGAUUCGCCAGUACCAGAAGUCCACCGAUCUGCUACUUCGCAAGCUUCCCUUCGCACGACUGGUGCGCGAAAUCGCAAACGACUUUGUCACCUCGUACGAGCACGGCGAGUACGGCUCGGGCCUGCGUUGGCAGAGUUCGGCCAUCCUGGCGCUGCAAGAGGCGACGGAAGCCUUUCUCGUCCACCUCUUCGAGGAUGCCAAUCUGUGUGCGAUUCACGGCAAGCGAGUGACCCUCAUGAAGAAAGAUUUCCAGCUCGCAAGACGUUUGCGUGGCCGAUGGGACGGUCUCGGCGGCUACUGA